Messenger RNA from Drosophila sulfurigaster albostrigata, 1803 nucleotides. RefSeq lists its product as uncharacterized. Bases 173 to 1375 code for a protein of 400 amino acids. The record is from RefSeq and is a predicted model, not a curated record. The transcript has 4 exons. NCBI's taxonomy places the organism in Eukaryota, Metazoa, Arthropoda, Insecta, Diptera, Drosophilidae.
CUCCAUUCAGUCUUUGGCGAGAUUUUAUCGCGUGCGGACGUGUCUGCGGAUUGCCAAGUAUUCCACAAAGUAUAUAUUCAAAAAAAGUCGAGUAUUCACAUACGUAUUCAUUACUCGGUCUGACUUUGGCGCCAUCUAAGCGAUGCAGCCGCAAGCCUAAUCUAAACAUUUCAUGCAGAAUAAUCCAAGUGCCAAAACCAUAAAACAGUUUUUAUGCUCAGCAAAAAAAAGAAAAACAAAAAUGUGUGCAUCGAGAACAGUAACCGCAACAGCAACUGCAAUGGCAAUAGUUAAAUCACCAAACUGGAGCUGGCUCUGUUUAUGCUGCUUCGUUUGUCUCGCUGCACUUGCUCAAGGCAGCAACAGUGGUGGAAGCAGUGGAAGUGGCAGCAACAGUGGCAGCUUCUCAGCCAAGUCACUGGCAAUGGCAACGUCAGCGACUCUCAAGGAUGCCACGCACAUGUACAAAAUCAAAAGACAGGACAAAUACCAGCAGCAACAGCAGCUGCGGGCCGAUGUGCUUGCAACUCCUUUGGCAGGCGCAACAAAGCAACAGCAUCAGCAGCAACAACAACAGCAGCCACUGACAAGAGGUGCACAUGGGCUGAACAAGAAGAUGUUGAACAAAAUGGGCUUCAUGAAGGUGAAGGCGCCCAACAGCCAUAACCGGAAACGCCUGGCGGUUGAGUCACGACGUCACGCAUCGCGGGAUGAUUCACACAUGUUCAUCAUCAAGCUGCCGCCCAAUCUGCACUACUACACAAGUCCCAACGGUGUGAAGAAUGCGCUCGAUGUCGCACACAAACCACAAAAGCAACAGCAACAGCAGCAACAACAACAAGAACAGCAACAAUCAAAGCAAUCACAACAGCAGCAGCAUCCACAUCAAAUGAGCAACAGCAUCCAUGACAACAACGCACUGCCGAUGGAGGCAACUAAGGCAACGGAGGCAACAGAGGCGUCGGCGUUGAAAGCUAACGGGAAAAAGGUAUUGUUUCCCUUCAGCUCGAAUGGACGUCCUGGCCGUAUCUACCACUGGAAUCUACCCGUCUUGAAGCAGGCGCUGCACAAGAAGCCGCACUUUGCCCAUGUCUCGGCCGAUGAUCGCAAUCGUCUGCUGGACAUUGAGAAUAUACCCACGUGGCGCAAACCCUGGGAGAAUGAGACGGUCGAAAAGUCUUUCAGUGCCGGCAGUGGCAAGUCUAAAUAUAGGAAAUCGCUGAAACAAAAGUCGCCCACAUACUAUGCGCCCUCCCAGGCGGUGAACAAGCAAAGUUUCCACAAAUACUUUGCCGGCAAUGGCAAACCGAAGGGCUUCUAUGUCAUCAAGGAGCAUCAGACAAAGCCGCAGUUCUAUCAGAAUAUCAUAUCAUAAGUUUCAACUUCACUUCAUUUCGUAUGCAAUGUGCAUCUAUAAGACUGUGGUGUGGGACUUUCUUUUGAUGAAUUGUUUGUACCACUCGAAUACUAACUAUAUCAACUCAUUAACUAAACUGCGAGUAGAAGCGUAGCUAAAACUUCCAGUCUGAAUGGGGACUGCUUCCAUUUAAUGUACUUCCGUCCAAAAUUCUGCAUCAAAUCAAAUGAGUGGAGCGAAAUACUAUAUAUGUUAGAAGUAUAUAUUUUUAUACAAAUACGAAAUGCACAAUAUCAAAGCAAUUGGCAAUGGGGCGACCCACGUUGGGCGCCACAAACGCCACUGCGACGACUAUCAAUCAACAGGAAAUUAUGUAUACAUCUACGCGUAUAUUUAAGCACAUGUACGAAUUUGUAAUUAUCAAUAAAUAUGAUGACUGAUUUAAA